GAAGUGGCACAGUUUGUGACAGUUCUCCUCGUGUUUCGACCGGCUAAUUAGGAUUGCUAGGAAAGUUCUUUGGAUUCUUUCGUGCUGGGAUUUGCUUGGGAUUCCACAAGUAGACAUUAUUGUCUCUUGGUUCUUGGUGGCACUGGUAUUCUCGAAUGCGUCUGACGUGUAAGGAACUCAACUUUCAUGACAGAUAGGGAUAAGCUUUUGGGAUAUUUUCUUUAAGUGUGACAUCGUGGAUAGUUCAUCAACCUAAAACCAUAGGAAUACUACCUUGGUGUCAUCGCGUGUCUUAACGUUACGCUGAACUUCAGGAUUAAACAUUUUUAAGAAAGAUUAUUCUUGGAGUUCAAAUUCGUUUUGUAUGAAAGGAUUGGAUGUUUCCCUAAUUGGAAUAAGGAUACCUCGAUCGAUCACUAAGGAUUGAGUUGCCGAAGUGGACACUUUUAUAGGAACAUUGGUCGGACUUUUUGUGGAUAUUAGUCGGAUUCUUCUACAAAGUAUAUACUCUGGACCCUUCCUCGUCGUACUGACUGAUCGACUGAUAUCAAUCACUUAGUUACUUGGAUAACGUUGUGACGUCAUAAUUCCAAGAUGGCGUCCUCGAGUUGGAUACAGUAUCAAAAAGUGAUAUGUUUAGUCUUCGUCCUCGGAUUAGUAAAAGAUAUAGCCGGCCAAUGCACCUUCCCCGAAUGGUUACAAACACCAAGUAAGAAAGGCUGGAUCACCAAAAGAGACUAUUACACAUCAGCCAACUACUGGCGUGAACAGAUACACGUGAUGGUGGAAGAACAGAGCAUGACCUACGAGAAGGUGGAGAAGCAGUGCGAAGAUGACAUUCAGGCGUGCGAGAGGGUGCUGCCAAUGUAUAAGAGGAGUUGUGUGAAAAAUAUGGGACAGGGGAGGUACCUUGUCAAGCAUGAACAGACAGGACGAGGGGAGCAAUAUCUUUGUAUGCACGUUUCGUCCAAGACUAAGAACGUUUUACAAGUAAAAUAUGGUCCGACCAGCUCUCUGAUGGACGACUCAUUAUGUAUCGAAAGUAAACUGAAUAGAGACGAAUGGCCUUGGGUUUCCCAGGACCACAAGGAAUGGACUUUCUGUCCCCUCGUUGGAGGUUUCGAAUUCCACACAUUCAGCUAUGCUACUCAGGAGGACAUCUGCCCCUCGGAAUGGCGUUUAUCCCGAGUCGAGAUCGACUGCAUGAAAGGAGAAGGAAUGGAGUUCAUGUUUCCUGAUACGGGGUGCAACCCGUUCUGGGAAACAGAAAGUAUGUCUGAUUCCCCCGAAAAUUCAACUCGGCUUUUCUGCUAUGGUAAUUGGGAGGAAAAUGGCUUCAAAUACGUCAUGUUGAACAUCCCAGGCGAAUUUCCAAAAUAUUCGAUGCGUCUACCCCUUAUUUUGGGCGGCUCUAACCAAGAUGUGUUCCUCUACAAAGGACUGGUCGCACCCACGGCUUCUGACGGAAGGCCCCCAGAUGGUGUCAAACACUUCAAGAUGAGCAUGAAGCGAUCUGAUUCUGCCCUGUGUACGGAUGAGAGUGACAAGUGUCAAGAAUUCGCCCGAGCAGGCUAUUGUACCAGCCGUCCUCGCUAUGAAUACGCACAGUAUUGCAAGAGAUCGUGCAGAAUAUGUGACAGAAACGGCGCAUCUAUCUCAGUAGAGAACGACCCCUCCGGCCAGGCCGAAUGCCUCUUCCCCAAGGAAUAUCAGGGAGGCUGGAAGCUCUACCAGAAAGACAGAGUGGAGGACGUAGCCUUCACAGAGAGGCACGUCUUCUUUACGACACUUGGAAAGUUCGUAUGCAAGAGUAAGGACUACGCUGAGGCCAAGUACAAGGUACUUGCCACUUACUUCAAUGGAUGCCGCCCAAGGUAUACGUGCAUGGAAUUCGCCACUCCUUCAGACAACUUGUUGCAGUACAGACUAUCUGAGAGUCAUAAGAUGGACACCCACUUCAAGAAACUCUGUGUGUUUAAGGACGACCCAGAACCACUCGGUGACAUGUUCAGAGGAAAACACAUGAAAACCUUAGUCACUCGCAGCAAGAUUAAAAACACCAACUGCAACAUAUACGGCGUCACACCCGUCACGGCGAGCGUCGGCGAUACAUCAUGUAAAGGAAGCAUAUCUGAUUGGGACCCAUUUAAAUGCAACAAGGGAAGUGAACUCACAGUAACGCUGAACCAGUGCCCAAAACUGAAGCGAUCUGAAGAAUAUACGUGCAUUGCUCGAAUAAAUCCGAAAGGAGACGCAAAUUCAGAUUCCUACUUAUUCACACAAUCAAAGAAUAAUAGUGAAGUGUUUAACUGCUGGAUUAUCCAUAGAAAUGGCGAUGGCAGCAAGGUCAUUUACAAGAUGCCCUCGCCGCAGUGUGACCCCGACACAUCUAGUUUAGUCACGACGAAAAAACCUCCUGCUGCCACCUAUCAGUUAUUUGAAGAUAAGAGAACUCAAACGUGCUUUGAAAAAACAACCGAAGCAGUAGCAACGACGCCCUCGUCUAAAAACACCAAACCAUUUGGUAAGGAUGACAUGAGCAAGGAGCCCAAGGACCAAAGCAGAACUGGUACUGACGGUAAAAAUGACGUGCAAAAACCAGGAUCUGUUCGAACUUCUGCGAGUAGUGUACAAGUAAACGUAAUCUUAGUAGUAUUUUUAGCAAUUCUUACAAAAAUGGCGGCACAUUGAUAGUAGUGACACCUAUGCAUGAGCUCAUGGACUAUUAAUUAACUAUCGUUCGGAACAACUGAAAGCCUAGAGAGGGAGCCACAUGUUUCCAUGACACCAUUGCAAUGUGACGCGUUGGUACAUGUAAGCAGAAGUACGGAGAAGCAAACUGUGGGACCACAUUCAUGGGUUAAAAGUGGACAUCAUUUAGAAAUUCGGAUAUCAUGAUAUAUGCAGACUUGUUUCCCAGACUUGGUCAUGCUUGCAGUCUUAACAUUUUCUUGAAAGACUAAGCAAGAAAGUCGCCACUGGCAUGCAUUCCCAAUGCUCAGUAGACUAACGGACGUAAAGCGGUCAGAGAAUGAACGGUUAUUCAAGGAUAUAUUCGAUGAAGCUUGCCGCUUUAUUCUCGGUAUUGGGUUGGUUGUGCUUCGUGUAGCUUUAAGCUGGCAUCACAUGGCACAUGGACAGGACAAGUGUCUGCAGAGCAGUAGAAUACCCGAGUUGGGACGGGUUUCGGUGGUCAGUGAAUGAGGAACAAGACUGAUGCAGAAUGACAAAGGUUCUCGGAACUACAGGAUUGCUGCUGAGAUCGCGUCCACUGGGAUUCAAUAAGGAUCCUGUGAAUUUUGAUAAAAUACUCAGUCUGAAGUUAGGCCACAGUGCUAUUGCUGUCUGUUAUGUAAAGGCAAGAAUAGACAUAGUUCGGCCUAAAGCUUGAAGCACACAGAGGUAAAAUGUCGGCGAUAUCAUGUCUCAGAAAUGUUAUUCUGGGUUGACCAUAGGCACCACGAUCUUAAGGGAUUUUAAAGACCUCUGUGACACAAUCUCACGGAUGUUUUCUCUGUGUGCUCCGAGCUUAAGUUGUUACGUAGCACAAUGUGCGAACAUUCUGUUCCAAGUUAAUCGUAUUAAUUGCUAAUCAAUGCAUAAAAACAGCAAAGGUAUCUCCAAUGACAAUUGAUAUAUGUAAUGUGUGUCUUAUGGUCAUGUGAUUCAUGAAUCAAUUAACAGUGUCACGUGAUUGACCGUGACGUCAUGAUGACGUCACGCUCGUAAAGUCGGGAAAUGGUACCCCAGAAAACUGCCAAGGCAACUCGACUCCGAUGUGUGAACCAUUUCAGAUUGAUUUAAACUCCGAAGUGUAUAAUGUGUACGGAGUAAAGCACACAUGUUCACUCUGACUGCACGUGAAAUCCAAUCAUAUUAAUAUGGUGAACAUACUUUAAAGGAACAAUUUGGGCGUGGGAUUUAUUUCGUUGGAGGAUAAUAAGUAAUAACCCAAAAGGCCACUAGGCGGUGCUGCUUGUAUUAUAAUUUUAAAAUACUCUAGCGAGGCCUUGGCAAAGCUGUAACAAGUGUCUGUGAGUUGGAUUUGGAAAUAAAUUGGCGGCAGGCCUACUGUUUGGCGCAGUUUCAUAUCUUUUCAGUGUUCCUGUCUACUGGAAACCAUCGGGUAGGGAAAAUGAAGAAUUCUCACGCCCUGCUUGUCCCUUGACAUUUCGAAAUGUGGUUUGCUAGUCACUCACUGCUGAACUUGAAAUGUAGAUUUGAUGUCGGUGUCAAGUACGUAGAAUAGAACUAACUCUCUUGUUUAUAAAUCUGUGAAAGGCGACUAACAGUUUGCCACAUAAUCUUUUGUAAACUAUGUAAUAACUGAUCGUUUUUACAAUGAUUGUAAAUCAAUAAAAACAAUGGAAACAAAUUAUUAGUUUCUGAAAAUGAGUGUCGGAUAUUUUGGACUUUUGGUUUGGAUGAUAACGCAUUUGGACUUUAGUAGGCCUAUUGAGACCUUUUGAAACUAGUAGUCCAGUAUUGUCCAGUGUGUUAUGUGUACUGAGUUUAUAUCAAUAAGGCUACUAUGAUGUGCGAAUGGCGCUGAAUAUUACAGAACCCAUAAAGCCCUUUUACUGUAUUUUCAGAGCACAGAUUACGCUUCUGCACAGAUCAUACUGCUUGGUAAAUAUUUUCUAUGGGUUGUAAUGUUCCGAAAUGAUAUUAUGUAAAACUGUUUGAGUCUUGACUUUGAAGACGCCUUUACUUUUCAAAACACUGACUAUUUUUGAGUUUGUUCUUGUGUCAUGAUGACAACAAAUCGAAAUUCGCCGCCACCGAAAAUCUUGUGUGUGUACUCUAGAUAAGGUAAAGUACAGUUAAUAGAGCCCUAGUACAGCCGCAGUACAGCUGUAGCUAAAGGUAUACAUUAAUGCACAUAUAGGGUACCUUCCCUUAUAUAAAACACUGACGCACGAUAAUGCCUUAAAUCAUCAUGGUCUUCAGGCCGAGUUCAAUGCACCGUUUAUUGUCUUUAAACAAAGCCCGCUCACACCUGAUCUAAAGUUCCAUUGUUCUUUUGUCUUAUCAAUGGGUUCAGGGCAAAUCUUUAUAACGUCGACCCCGACGUGGGCUUUCCAUUGUCAUAAUUUCUUUCUUUAAGCUGCCGUUAUAGCCCUAUAUAGUUAGCCUAGAAUUGUGUUGAUUACCUCAGAAGUGAAGGAAUUCAAAUGAGUGUGGGAAGUAUUGAUAUAUAUAUACAUUAUCAUUACCAAAACUAUUUGUUUUUUAAAUGAUAUAUUCCUAAUCGCACUGGCAGUUUCUGUUAUUUGGAACUCCGAAAACGGGUGGAGCAUUUCGUUGAAAUAUUUCAGCUAUCUUUUAUUGCGCUGUCUAUUUCUUUUUCUAAACAAAAGUGUGUUGAUACUGUGAAUCGGUCCGGAGCAUGAUCCACUUUCGCACUUUCUGUGAAGCGGCGCGUCCAUUGGCUAUUCCUUGUGGACUUGUGGCAUUGCUUGCAUUGUCUGUAGCGCAUCACAAGAAAACACGGAACUAAGAGAAACUGCUAAAAGAAGAGUCUGUGGGAAUACGAUGUCGUAAAUACAAGUACAAUGUACGUCUAUAUUGCCAAUUCAGUUAUAGUUCGUAUCGGCUCAUGAUUCGUUUAUUUGGUGUUUAUACGCAAUGGAUUUACUGCUGCAUUAAAACAUGAUACGGACAUUUUCUAUGCAGGCGACGCAAGGAGCCUAGUAAAUAUUUACACUCCAAAAUCUUCUAUCAGCAACCACUUAAUCGUCGGGUGAUUAUUCGAAAAAAAUAUCUCUGCAUUUAUUUCCGAACUUUAGAAUCACAAAAUAUUUUAUUGGCACUACUUCCCGCAUCACAAAACACAAUGUAGAUACACUGACUUAGUCACAUUUAAAACUAGUUUCAAAAGCCAAUAGACUAUGAGGCAUACUUAAUUUAGAAAUACCAUAACUAGCUAAAAGAAUGUAUUUAUAAGUAAAAACAAGAAAACAUAGUUGUACUAACAGUAUCCCUUAUUUACGCUCCAUUGGUCGAUUAGCUAAAAUCGGGCAACGAAAUGUUGGCUUUGUGAUAUUCUACUUGACCCAAGACAUGUGCACUCGACUGUAGAGAAAGUUUGCAUGUCUUGGCAUGAAGUUAGGAUGGAUUGCUUACUGGUGGAGCAAAGAGUACAGCACGUGUUCGUAGAUUGUAUUUAUUCCGUUUUUUAUAUUUAUGUUAUAUAAUCUGUAUAUUACUGUAAUUUGUGUGGAGACCAAUCGAUGCUACUACGGCUGUGGAAUUGGCCAGGACCUGUCGAAACUUUUAAGGCGACAACACCACAACGGCCCCUGACCAUAUUUACAGCAUUCUUUAUUUAAACUGCAACACCCCAUCUGGGUGUCUCUUCUUCCGGAUACGUGAUACUUCUGUCUUAAAUGACAUAACAUUUAUUAGAUAACAAUAUAUUGGGUCGAAAGGCGAUAAAAUUUUGUCACUUUCAAUGAGAAUGGAGUUGCUUAAUCUUUUACUUUAAAUCCGUAAAUAAAUUGUUUACUUUGGGUUUUGAUUUUUAAAACUGACAUCUCUGACCGGCUAAACUGUCAUUUCAUCAUCCACUUGCUCGUUGUUUCUGUUCGAAUUUGUGUCACUUUUAACUCAGGACUUGCUACAUUGUAAAAGGGACAAGCAUAGUUCAGCCAAUUUUAUGAAUUAUCUGAGAUAAGUCUUGAUGAUACUAAGUUAUCAGGAAAAGUACGAAUAGCAUUUCGUCGUCUUACGUUUUCUCAGCAAAACCAUCGUUAUCAGUUCGUUUUUUAUCAAAAAUUGAAAUUCAAAAUUGGCGGUUUUGGUUGGUCACAAGAGUGGCACUAAAAUGAAACCAAAUCAAAAGCGCUUUGCUGAAGUUUUCAGUGAAGUAACAGCUCCUCCUAACGGUGUUUUGUAGAAAACGAAUAUCGAAAUAUCGAUUUCUACUCCGAAUAUAUCGCGUGAUAAAAUUAGUGUUUAACAGAUAUUGCUAAUGAAGAUUAGCAUUUUAUUUCAACUCAAGCCGUUACACAUAUACAAUCAUGCAACCAGAACGAGGCUUAUGCAUUUACAUUCAAAACAACCAAAAGCGCCUAAAGUUGUGCAUAAAUUUUAUACUUCCAGCUGAUACAAAUUAAAACGUGGCGGUCUUAUUGAAUGGUAUGUGUGGGUUUAUUUUCGUGGCUUUUUUUAGUGAUUUUACAUUGAGAUAUCCUUCCUGGGCGCCUGGGAUAUACAGUAUCAUUAGUUCAAUCGUACGUUUUUUUGCGUUGAUGAAGCCGUGAUUUUCUAUUGAUAUACAGGAGGCAUCAAGAACAAUGCUGCAACAUAGGUGUCUUUGUACACUCAUAUAUCAAUCACCACACCUUCGCGUAAAUGUUCCUCAAAAUGUUCUUCACUUUGAUCUAUUCCAAGGUUGAAGUAGUUAGCAUUUUCUGAUGCAUCCUGUAUGUCAUAAUUACAUUAUAUGGUAUUUACUGUGUAUAAUGAGUAUAUGAAUUUUCUUUUAUCGUAACCGUUUGAAAUGCUGCUUUUGCCGCAAUUGAAUCAGACUUGCCACAAUUUACCCUAAGUCACUUUUCUGCCACUAAAUGAUACACAGUAAGAGGUAUGACGAUAUUACCAAUUGAAGAUACUCCAAAUAUGAAAAUUGUCUUUUUAGUCCAUCUGACUUCGAACUUCGAACAUAUUGGUAUUGUUUCGACACUGUUCCGCAGCAAUUACAUGUAACGUCUGUUUUCCAUGCCGAUUUACAAUGAAUCGUCUUUACGUGUCAGUUCAAAACUCUAGUACUAGGGGGAGUUUUGGACGGUCACAUUCUAUUGCCACACGGUUACAUUUGCCGAUUAUUGGACACCAGUUACCCGGCUGGCUGCCUGCUGAUUGGUUCUUGAAUUUAUAGGCGCUAAAUAAGCACGGUAACCUGGUCCCCAAGGCUCAAUAGCGUCUUCUUCCCCCAAUACUUUACUCAAAAAAUCUAUUCAGUCUUUUAUAGAACUUUGGGGACACGGUUUGGAAUUGUGUUGAGUGUUACAAUAAUUAUGGCCAAAAUUAUGUAAAUAUUCAUCUUAGUCGGACUCGUACAUGAAUGUUAUAUAUUUCUCCUACUCAAAUGUUAAAUCAGACAGUUGCAACUUUUUUAAGUGAUUCCGUUUCUCAGUGUCUCUCCUUAUUGUUUGGAAACACCGAAACGUAGAUUGGCACGUUUUUCUGCCAUUUCCUCCUUUGGAAAGUCACGGUCUCUCUAGUUUUCUAUUGUACUGAAACACUGAAAUAUAGGGACAACUAAAGAUGUUACACUGAUGAGUUCAUUUGAGUAGUCCCGAAGAAGACAUCGACACCUUCUCAACGUUUGGAAAAUGAACAUACAUUUCUUCUACCUAUCAAUUUUGUGUACAUUGUAGUGUAACUUACCUUUGUACAUGCUCACAUGUAGUUCGUAAAUAAGUUUUAUAUAUGUGGAUACAUCCUCUCAUAGUAAGCCUUUGGAUUCUAAGAACGAUACAAAUGCCUGCUGUUGGAGGUUGAUAAAGUAGGUUUCAAACUAAGUACUACGCCGCCAAAUCAUAGCUCUUAUGAUAUCCAUUUUUCGUCAUUAGGAAUGGAGAGGUUUACCUUCCUAAUAUCUACUCCAAACUAUGUUGACGUUCGUUUGCGCUGAGAACCGGUAUUCUUCUUCACUGACUAUGAUUUUAUUGUCAUUUUGUAUACAAAAGAUCGAAAGAACCGCCCUAUGGUUCGUAACGUAAUACGUUACUAAACCUCUGUAUUGUCGGAGAAAGAUCAACUUUUUAUAUGAUAUCCACCGAUUUCCGAUAGCUCUAAAAUUAGGCAAUUUGAUCGGACAAUAUCACCGGAGAUGCAAAUUUCGGCAAUUUGGUUAGCAAAUUCACCGGAAGUAGCCUCAAAAUUCUGCUCUUUGAAAUCCAUGAAUGGAUGACUUGAGGACAGAUCUAUAGCAAUGCCAGUUUCAAUAACAUGGAUAAAGACUAGAUACCUAUACAGAAUUUGCUUCCCAAUCUUAUCAUUAUAUAUUGUAUCCGUCUGUAAAACUGUAUAAAUCGAUUCCUUUGCAGGGUAAUCAGCCGCAUACAAGUUAUAUAUGUGUGAUAUUUCAUGUUCAUUGUCACCAAUUCGAAAUAUUAUAUUCUUUAGAAGUCAUUUCGAACAACUGAUAGACAGCACCACAGCCUCUUUGUUGAUAACAUUCAACCACUUAGUUCGAGAUUUUGUCCGAUGAAUUUGCAGGCGAAAUUUGUACAAUAGCCCAUGAUUUUAUAUGGAAGUUGAAGUCCAUAACAGCAUCAAAUAAUCUACGGUUUUGUACAGAGAUAACUUUGGCCAUUUUGGUCAACUGUAAAUAACUAAAAUGUCUUCUGUUCUUAUGUAUUGAAUAUGACAUACACUUACAUGUACAUGUACAUCUAGCUUAAUACUUCGUUUGCUUGGGGUGUACAUUCAGAGAGGAGGUAACGUGAUGAUAUCAUCAUUCUUUUUGAGUUCAUACCAUAUAAUAAUGCCAAUAGUAUUUACAUGCAUCGUAGUUCCUCGGCUCUGAUGUCGUCACGGUCCACUCUCCUGGGAUGUAACAAUUUGUGUUGGAAUAAUGCCGUGCUCCAGUUGAACGAGGUUGGAUGGGAAAUGCUUCGGGGGAAAGGCUCGGUAUGUCCCAGCAUGAAAUGUGAAAGAUUCAUUAUAUAUUCCUGCACAUAUUAUAACGUCACACAAUGUAAACUAAAGACUGCAAAUCAAAUGUGCGCAUGCAGUUAUGUAAUUGUUCAGUAAUGUUAGAUCCCUCCGAGGUCUAUAUAAUGUAUUAUUUGGUGAAAAAAAAAAGAUUCGCAUUUGAUAUUGGGUGGGACGUUUCAAGUAGCAGAAAACAUUACACUCUGAAGAGUAAGGGGUUCGGAGCGUUUAAAAGCCUGUUAGGGUUUUUCAGCCAACGCAGACAUAUGUAUGCAUCCCAAAGUAUCUUUCAGGAAAAUGGAAAACCAUUAAAAGUUUCUGACCUAGUGAAAACCCUCGAAGGGCUUUUGAUUUCCCUGAGAAACAUAUAUUUCUGGUAGAAAAACCUGGGUAAAGUGAUCGUCCAUCCGAUGAAGGCAAACAAGAAAAAUUGAUUGUGUGAGAAUGGAUAAACUUCUGAAAAUAAUAGCGAAAUAUUGAUAGGUUUACUUAAAAUGUACUAUGGGGGCUGUCGAUAUACUCAUUCAAAACGCAUACAAUCAUAGGAUGUAUGAUAUGUCGCAUAUUUUAUAAAAGAACGAAAUAAAAGAAACUUUGUUGAA
Lineus longissimus is the source of this 10268-nucleotide messenger RNA. RefSeq lists its product as uncharacterized. The record is from RefSeq and is a predicted model, not a curated record. NCBI's taxonomy places the organism in Eukaryota, Metazoa, Nemertea, Pilidiophora, Heteronemertea, Lineidae. Bases 595 to 2691 code for a protein of 698 amino acids. The transcript has 19 exons.